AUUAGCAUAUUGAGAUUAAAAUUUUUAGCAAUGUCGGGGCAGGAUUUUCAUUCUAAUAAUUUGAUGAGAUUGAAGAAUGUUAAUGCAGCAAAAAAAAUUAAAAAUGGUUCACCAAAAAUAAGAGAAAUUCUUAGACAGAGAUGUCGACAGCGUAUACUUGAAAGACGAAAUGACUUAUUUAUGAACCGUAGAUUUGCUAUAACAAACAAUAAUCAAGAAAUAAAUAAUGCUCUAAAAGGUAUUGUUCAUGAAGAAUUAAAAAAUAUAUUAUGUACUGAAAUUGCAAAGAUGCAAAAUAUUUUAAUUGAUAAAAAAGAGGCCUUUGCAACAAAAGAUCAAGUUUUAGAAAUUGAGGAAGUAAUGGAAGAACAAUGGAUGAUUGAGGAAUAUGACAAAAUAUUAUGGGAACAAAAACAGAUAUUAUCUAUGUUUGUUUAUGAUUUGUUAUGUCCAAUUUGUCUCAAACAUUUACUUCAAGAAAUUUCAAAUUUUGUAGUGUGUGAAUGUGGUUUCAAAUUACCUGUUCAGAUUGGUUUGCAAGGUUUAAAAGAAAAUAUUCAAACACAAGUUACUUCUCAUUCUGCAUCAUGCUUGGAUAUACCAAAAUUUUCAGCUUUUUGUGAAGAUGAUAAUAUUUCAUUAUAUUUUUCUUGUAAUUCAUGUAAUGUUUUUGCUUUGGUUUAAAAUGAUAGGAAAAUAUACAAAGAGCUAAAUGAAAUUUGAAUUAGAAUUACAAUAAUUCGAGAUAGUGAUAUAUAAU
Ceratosolen solmsi marchali is the source of this 760-nucleotide messenger RNA. RefSeq names its product RPA-interacting protein alpha. Bases 31 to 684 code for a protein of 217 amino acids. The transcript has 4 exons. The record is from RefSeq and is a predicted model, not a curated record. Gene Ontology annotation, cellular component: nucleus. Gene Ontology annotation, biological process: protein import into nucleus. Lineage: Eukaryota; Metazoa; Arthropoda; Insecta; Hymenoptera; Agaonidae.